Messenger RNA from Vigna umbellata (rice bean), 3276 nucleotides. The record is from RefSeq and is a predicted model, not a curated record. NCBI's taxonomy places the organism in Eukaryota, Viridiplantae, Streptophyta, Magnoliopsida, Fabales, Fabaceae.
GAAGAUUGAAUAAACAUUCAUAUUAUAUUAUUAUAUUAUAAUUAUGUUAAGGUUACUGUUAUUACUAGCUUAAUAAGUCGAAUCUGAACCUUGCAUGGUAUCAAAUCUUCGGUGAUAAUAAAUAUUCCAUCUUCUUUUCUACAUUGUAUAUUAUGACACAUCCACCACCACCUCCUACCCCAUUCCUAAUCUCUCCACGUUAGCUACUUUCUUCAAUACAGCAGCACAACCAAAAUCACUACGUGCCCACCUCCUCUUUUCCUUUCCCAUCUUCACUUUCUGCCUUUUUGCAAACGUACAUUGCAGUUUGCAGUUGCAGGGCACCUUCUUGUGUUAGCUACUACUAGUUUUUUCUUACUUUUCAGAAAAAAAGGAUUGUUCUUCUUUUUUUCUCUCUUUUUUUCUGGCCAGAAUGUCAGACCGGGGUACCUUCUCCGGUGACUCGGCCGUGGAUGCUAAGAGCAAAAAGGAACAUAAAGUUUCUCUGCUGAAACUCUUCUCUUUUGCUGACUUCUAUGACUGUGUCUUAAUGGCCUUUGGAUCUGUUGGGGCAUGUAUACAUGGUGCUUCUGUUCCCGUUUUCUUUAUCUUCUUUGGCAAGUUGAUCAAUGUCAUAGGCUUGGCCUAUCUUUUCCCCAAGGAAGCCUCUCACAGAGUUGCCAAGUACUCUAUGGAUUUUGUGUAUCUAAGUGUAGCAAUAUUGUUUUCAUCUUGGAUAGAGGUCGCUUGUUGGAUGCAUACUGGGGAACGUCAAGCUGCAAAGAUGAGAAUGGCUUAUUUGAAGUCAAUGUUGAAUCAAGAUAUAAGUCUAUUUGACACCGAGGCAUCAACAGGAGAGGUUAUUUCUGCCAUCACCAGUGACAUUAUCAUCGUUCAAGAUGCACUAUCCGAGAAGGUGGGGAACUUCAUGCACUACAUAAGCCGAUUUUUAGCAGGGUUUAUUAUUGGGUUUGUUAGAGUGUGGCAGAUAAGUCUUGUGACUCUUUCAAUUGUACCUUUGAUUGCCCUUGCUGGAGGUCUUUAUGCAUACGUCACAAUUGGUCUUAUUGCAAAAGUUCGAAAAGCCUAUGUGCGAGCUGGGGAAAUCGCUGAAGAGGUGAUAGGUAAUGUUAGAACGGUUCAAGCAUUUGCUGGAGAAGAAAGAGCAGUAAAGUCGUAUAAAGCUGCUCUCAUGAAAACUUAUGUAAACGGUAGAAAAGCAGGUUUGGCAAAGGGCCUGGGCCUGGGCUCAAUGCAUUGUGUCCUUUUUCUAUCGUGGGCUUUGCUUGUUUGGUUUACUAGUAUUGUUGUUCACAAGAAUAUUGCAAAUGGAGGCGAAUCUUUCACUACCAUGCUCAAUGUUGUGAUCUCUGGCCUAUCACUUGGGCAGGCAGCACCAGAUAUCACUGCAUUCAUUCGAGCAAAGGCAGCAGCUUAUCCAAUCUUUGAGAUGAUAGAGAGGGACACAGUGACCAAAAGUAGCUCAAAAACUGGUCGCAAGUUGGGCAAAUUGGAGGGUGACAUCCAGUUUGAGAAUGUCUGUUUCAGUUACCCAUCUCGUCCAGAUGUAGUAAUAUUCAACAACCUUUGUCUUGACAUUCCUUCAGGGAAAAUUGUAGCCCUUGUGGGAGGAAGUGGUUCGGGAAAGAGCACUGUCAUAUCAUUGAUCGAACGCUUUUACGAACCACUUUCUGGACAGAUACUGUUAGACAGAAAUGAUAUCAGGGAACUUGAUCUCAAAUGGCUUAGGCAGCAAAUUGGGCUGGUAAAUCAAGAACCUGCCCUUUUUGCUACAAGCAUCAAGGAGAAUAUACUUUAUGGAAAAGAUGAUGCCACUCUCGAAGAACUAAAGCGUGCUGUGAAGCUUUCAGAUGCUCAGUCUUUCAUUAGCAAUCUUCCUGAUAGACUAGAAACUCAGGUUGGUGAGAGAGGGAUACAACUGUCAGGAGGGCAAAAACAAAGGAUUGCAAUAUCUCGUGCAAUCGUGAAAAAUCCAUCAAUUCUUUUGUUGGAUGAAGCAACGAGUGCUCUGGAUGCUGAGUCUGAGAAGAGUGUGCAGGAGGCUCUUGAUCGUGUGAUGGUUGGGAGAACAACUGUUGUAGUGGCACACAGACUUUCAACCAUCAGGAAUGCAGAUUUGAUUGCUGUUGUACAGGGAGGGAAGAUUGUGGAAACCGGUAACCAUGAAGAGCUCAUGUCUAACCCAAGUAGUGUAUAUGCAUCUCUUGUUCAACUCCAAGAGGCAACUUCUCUGCAACGCCUCCCUUCGGUUGGUCCUAGCAUGGGACGCCAACCAAGCAUAACCUACUCGAGAGAGUUAUCCCGUACAACCACCAGCCUUGGUGGUAGUUUUCGAUCAGAUAAAGAAUCUAUUGGCCGGGUUUGUGCUGAAGAAACAGAAAAUUCAGGCAAGAAAAAGCACGUUUCAGCAGCAAGACUGUAUUCUAUGGUCGGUCCUGACUGGUUUUAUGGGGUUUUUGGGACCUUAUGCGCAUUUAUUGCUGGAGCACAGAUGCCACUUUUUGCACUCGGAAUUUCUCAUGCACUUGUAUCAUACUAUAUGGACUGGGACACAACAUGUCGCGAAGUUAAAAAAAUAGCUUUUCUCUUCUGUGGAGCAGCAGUUAUAACAAUCACUGUCCAUGCCAUUGAACAUCUGUCUUUUGGAAUCAUGGGAGAGCGACUUACCCUUCGUGUGAGGGAAAUGAUGUUUUCAGCUAUCUUGAAGAACGAAAUUGGAUGGUUUGAUGAUACAAACAACACAAGUUCUAUGCUUUCAUCGCAGUUAGAGACUGAUGCUACAUUGUUAAGAACUAUAGUCGUUGAUCGUUCAACAAUUCUGUUACAGAACAUUGGUUUGGUUGUUGCUUCAUUUAUUAUUGCCUUCAUCUUGAACUGGAGAAUAACACUUAUUGUCGUAGCUACAUAUCCUUUUGUCAUUAGUGGUCAUAUUAGUGAGAAACUUUUUAUGAAAGGAUAUGGUGGCAACUUGAGCAAAGCAUACCUAAAAGCCAACAUGCUUGCUGGGGAGGCUGUGAGCAAUAUACGUACUGUGGCUGCAUUUUGUUCUGAAGAAAAGGUCCUUGACCUUUAUGCUAAUGAGCUUCUUGAUCCCUCUAAACGCUCAUUUAAACGAGGCCAAAUUGCUGGCAUAUUCUAUGGCGUUUCCCAGUUCUUUAUUUUCUCAUCUUAUGGUCUUGCCCUGUGGUAGAUGUUUUAACUUUAUUCUGUCUUAAGUAGGCUACUUGUAGGAUUAAUGUCUUACCAAAUGCUGGUUACAUUUGUGCUUAGAGUGUA